AGGAACAAGAACGAACUGUAAAUAACUCAGAAGGGUGUCACCAGUCCCCACAAUUGGCCCUGCACGCAUCAAGAAGUUAUCAGUAGUGACAGGAAGGCCUCACACCAAACUUAUUAACACUCAAACCGACAUGAUGAAAUCGAAACACAGGAAACAGAAGUAGCUUUUACAUUUCCUCUACAGAGAGAGCAUAAUUAACUGACAAAAUAGAAAAUGAAUGGCUGCACCGACGAACAAGAAUAACCAGCCUUUAAAGACAACACACCUCCUGAAGCACUGAACACACACAGAAGCUGUAGUGCCUGGUCAUGUUGGAGGAGAGGGAGAAACAUGAGGAAAGGAGCAGUCAAGUUUCCCAACAAUAAAUUCUAAACGGCAAUUCUGGAUGAAGAUUGAGGACGUAUAGAGGACAUGUCGGAUAAAUAUUGGGGACGCUUUCUCACAACGAUAGGCGACACACCUGGAGAAGAUCUCUGGAAGGGCCUCUCUACUCUUCCCCUUCACCUGGCUGCAACUUACAGGAGAGCAGCGAGCCUGCAGAGCCUGCUGACAGCAGGAGAAGACCCUGAAAUAAGGGACCAGCUCGGUCGGACUACUCUGCAUUUAGUGAUCGCCAGUUGGCCGAGCAUCAGCCCAAAACCAGGCUCCAGGUUCCAGGCGGCUGUGAGCGGAGAGAGGAGAAGGGCAGAAGCCUGUCUGCGGCUCCUCUGUGAACACGGGGUUAACCUCAAUGCAGAGGUGGAGGGGAGUCAGCAGACAGCUCUCCACCUGUCUGUCCGCUACACGGCUCUGUCUGCGGUCCACAUCCUGUCCUGCUGUGGAGCGGAUGUGAACGCUGUGGACAGCAGUGGGAUGACGGCCCUACAUAUGGCUGCUGGGGUCCUCCAUAAGGACAUUAUGGUCAGCUUGAUCAAGGAGGGAGCAGAUUUGAGCAUGGGGCUGAAGCCCUCUGGGAACACUCCUCUGCACCUGGCUGUUGUAGCGAUGGCUCUGAAAGCCUUUAAAACCCAGCAGGACGACACCAGCUGCAUCUCUGAGCUGCUGGAGCGGGGGGCCGAGGUCAACGCGGUGAACAACGCUGGGAUGACACCAUUGCACGAGGCGUGCAGCAUGGGAAACACAGAGCUGGUGGAGCUGCUGCUCAGGUACGGAGCUAACAUCAACCAGCUGAGCGGAGCCGGGGAGAGCUGUCUGUUCCUGUUCCUGAACCACAGGCCGAAUGUAAGGAAGAACUCUCUACUCAUUAAACUCCUCAGCCUGACCUCCCCGCUCACUGUCUACAACCACAACAACAGCCUUCCCCUCACCUUGACGCUACCAUGCUUCUUCAAACAAAGAGACCAGCUGCUAAAACUCACUCAGCAGCCAAGGAGUCUUCAAGACAUUUGCAAGAGGGACAUUUAUCUAAAACAUGUCCAAGGCACGAGAGAAGAGUUGGGGAAAAUCCUGCCAGAGAAACUAUAUGACUUUGUUUUCAACUACUGGGAGGAUUUACACAUUUCCUUUGUGACAGACGGCGACCAGGACUCUUUUAAUGACUUGUUACACAUUGCUUCAAGUUGACACCUGUGCAAAUUACUGCCACAGAUAUACCUCAAACAUAUGCUGAAAUAAAAUCUAUCAAAGCACCUUA
Messenger RNA from Gymnodraco acuticeps, 1633 nucleotides. RefSeq names its product ankyrin repeat domain-containing protein 61-like. Gene Ontology annotation, biological process: positive regulation of transcription by RNA polymerase II. Gene Ontology annotation, cellular component: nucleus. Gene Ontology annotation, molecular function: protein binding; transcription cis-regulatory region binding. Lineage: Eukaryota; Metazoa; Chordata; Actinopteri; Perciformes; Bathydraconidae. The transcript has 5 exons. The record is from RefSeq and is a predicted model, not a curated record.